UUCAGCUGGCUCGCUCAGCGCUCAGCCUCAGACCGUGUUCAGCCGCGAUCGGCUCAAGUCGUGCCGCCGUUCGUCACCCAUCGGCAAUCGUCGUCGGGCUCUGAUUAUCGUCAUUUUCGUAAAUACGCUGCCGAAGAGCAGGAAUAUGACUUCUUCGGGGAUGUUUGGUGCCGUCGUCGCGCUUAAGAUGCUUUUGUGUUGGUGUCUCGUGGUGGGAGACCUGCAGAGUGGUGGUGGGACUGUUGCUGCGGGGGGUGAGCCUUGCCAGCCGGAAAAAUUGACGGUGUACAGGGUGGUGUUGCACACGUUUUGGAGCAGGGAGAGCUUUCCUAAGCACUAUCCGGAUUGGAGGCCUGCGGCGCAGUGGUCCAAAAUUUUCGGUCGCAGCCACGACAAAUCGUACGUGCUGUUCCGUCUGGGCAAGAAGUCCUCCGCGGGGGUGAAGGCCUUCGCAGAGACGGGCCGCAGCGACCUGCUGGAACAGAUGGGGCAGGGCGGAGGUGGCGUAUACGACGAGUUCAACGCGCCCCCUAUAUCCGCGGGGGUGGGGAGGACGGAGGCCGAGUUCUUCGUUGACGGCAAUCAUUCAAGGAAAUAUAAGAAGUUGAGCGGGAAAAUGAACGAGCGGACAUUCGUAACGAUGAAAAACGUUUCUAAUAUUUCAUUGGCUAGAAAUAGUCCGGGAAAUAAGUCAGCCACCCUUAUUAUGGCAAAUAUUCUAUUGUUUUUUUUUCUUUUUGCAGGUCGCAGCCACGACAAAUCGUACGUGCUGUUCCGUCUGGGCAAGAAGUCCUCCGCGGGGGUGAAGGCCUUCGCAGAGACGGGCCGCAGCGACCUGCUGGAACAGAUGGGGCAGGGCGGAGGUGGCGUGUACGACGAGUUCAACGCGCCCCCCAUACCCGCGGGGGUGGGGAGGACGGAGGCGGAGUUCUUCGUCGACGGCAAUCAUUCAAGGGUAUCUCUCAUGUCGAGGAUCGUGCCCUCUCCCGAUUGGUUUAUCGGCAUUGACAGUUUUGAUCUGUGCGUCAAUGGGAAUUGGCUGGACAGCAUCACCAUCGAGGUGGAUCCCAUCGACGCUGGUACAGACAACGGAUUUACCUUCACAGCACCUAACUGGCCCACAGAUCCCCAAGGAGAAGCGUACAGGAUAACAGCUCAUUAUCCUGCCCAUCCAGCGGGAUCCUUCUUUUAUCCUUAUAUAAAACGAUUGCCACCCAUAGCUACCUUUCAGUUUAUCAAAAUUAAAGAAUACGAACUCUCGGAAGUAUUCCACCAUUCCGAAGACGACCGAAGGUACGACGUUCUGAAAAUGGAGAAUCUUGCUCCAAGCAAUCUAAACUCGUUGGACAAUAACGACAUUGAAACUGCCAUAGAAGAAGAGAGACAAGAACAAGAGCCCCAUCAGAAACAAAAAGUUAGACCUCGUAAUAGACAGAAUACGAACUAUUAUGGUGAUUACAAGAGAUACACUCUGUCAACGCCUCAAAGUACCAGCAUGUAUACUGACGAUAACAGCUUGAGUAAUACCAUACAUCCAAAUGACAUACCGGUUACGCAACCCGCAUCAUUUCCUGCAGUCGUACCUAGAGGUGACAAAGAAGCCAUAAUGAACAGUAUCGCAGACUCGUACUUGAACCAAAGCAAAGAAAAAUCACCACACAAAAAGUACAGGAAAUUGAAGAAAGCGCCAAGGAAAACCCGUCCACCACGUGACUGCCGCGUAACCGAAUGGUCCUCAUGGAGCCCCUGCAGCAAAUCAUGCGGCAUCGGGGAGAUGCAGCGCAAGCGCGAAGUGGUCAAGCACGCCCGGAGAGGCGGCCGUCUAUGUCCACCUUUACUCGAGACGAAAUGGUGUGGCAGCGCGAGGUCUUGCAACAAAGAAUAUUUCAAUUGGUAAAGGACAACGUGGAAGAAGAUACAAGCGGAGAAAUGAAUAAUUCACCAGCAAUGCCAAAAACUAAUCAUAUUUCGACGUAAGAGUAUGUAGCAAAAAAAACGAGUUAGGAUACUAAACGAUUGUUCGUUCAGUGGGUUGAAUCAGUUCUGACUGUAAAGUUGCGUUUGGGCAUAAAGUAGAAAUAUUCUAGGACUGUAAUAAUCUACUCUUGUUUUGAAAAGUGUGGUUUCAUCUAAGAUUCGAGCAUUACAUUUAUUUGGGUAGCCAAGUGAUAUAAGCGUCUGCUUGAAAGUCAGAGAUUGAAAGUUUGAUCUGAUUUGAUCAAUAGGAAUGAAGUAUACUGCAAUCUUUAAGUCCUAUUUGUUUUAACUUCGAGGGUACCUAUAGGGAUUUGUAGUUACUGCUAUACUGAAAUUUCUAUUCAAGAUAUUAAGUAUAUCCAGUUGCUCCAUUUGGGAGGCUAACAUCAUCAUCAUCAUUUUCAGCUUAUUCAACCAUUUCUAAUUAUGGUGUAGCCUCACUCACGUAUUUAGAUACUCUAUUUGUAGUUGGGCCCAAGUUAUCCCUGCUAAUUUCCUAAUAUCGUGGUCCCAUCUCAGGUUUGGUCUUCCUGGAUAGGUCUCUGGAUUCCUCGUGGGUACCAUAUUUUUUGUGGUCCAUUUAUUGUCCAUCCCUCUUGCCAGGUACCCAUUGCCACUUGAGGGAUUUGAUUCUGUGGAUAACAUCUAUUAUCUGGAUAUUUAGUUGUACCCACUCUAUUCUUUUACGAUUUCUCUUGGUUAUUCUCAGCAUAUUUCGUUCCAUUGAGCGUUGUGCGACCUGCAGUUUCCUUAUAAUGUCCCUUUUAAGUGUCCAGGUUUCGCAUGCAU
Messenger RNA from Sitophilus oryzae (rice weevil), 2766 nucleotides. RefSeq lists its product as uncharacterized. Bases 146 to 1897 code for a protein of 583 amino acids. The record is from RefSeq and is a predicted model, not a curated record. Gene Ontology annotation, cellular component: extracellular matrix. Lineage: Eukaryota; Metazoa; Arthropoda; Insecta; Coleoptera; Curculionidae. Gene Ontology annotation, biological process: cell adhesion. The transcript is spliced from 9 exons.